AUGUCGACCCUCGACCCCACCGCCAAAGCCAUCGCCAACCUGAGCAACGUCUUCGUGAAGGACACCAAGCUGACGCAAGUCCUGUCAACUCCGAGGCUCAGCGCUGAGGACAAGUCGGCGAUCGUAGCCGAGCUGGGCAAGCACACAGGUGCCAACGUUGCGACUGUCAAGAAUUUCCUUGAGACUCUCGCUGAGAACAACCGACUAGGUCACCUUCAGGGCGUGUGCGAGAAGUUUGGUGAGCUGAUGUCCGCCAAGCGGGGUGAAGUGGAGAUGACUAUUACGAGCGCCGAGCGUCUGGAUAACAAAACUCUUUCGCGACUAGAGACUGCUGUUUCUAAGUCCUCCUAUGUCGGCCAGGGCAAGAAGCUCAAGGUUACCAAUAAGGUCGACCCUGAGAUUGUUGGCGGACUCAUUGUCGCGGUCGGCGACCGAACCAUUGAUCUCAGCGUCUGCUCCCGCAUCGCCAAGAUGAACAAGCUCUUGACGGACAGCCUGUAA
Ilyonectria robusta is the source of this 501-nucleotide messenger RNA. Its product is annotated as OSCP/delta subunit of ATPase. The record is from RefSeq and is a predicted model, not a curated record. Gene Ontology annotation, molecular function: proton-transporting ATP synthase activity, rotational mechanism. The coding region runs from base 1 to 501 and encodes 166 amino acids. The transcript is spliced from 2 exons. Gene Ontology annotation, biological process: proton motive force-driven mitochondrial ATP synthesis. Lineage: Eukaryota; Fungi; Ascomycota; Sordariomycetes; Hypocreales; Nectriaceae.